This is a messenger RNA of Cariama cristata (Red-legged seriema), 1142 nucleotides long. Its product is annotated as cytochrome P450 2K1-like. Lineage: Eukaryota; Metazoa; Chordata; Aves; Cariamiformes; Cariamidae. Gene Ontology annotation, molecular function: heme binding; oxidoreductase activity, acting on paired donors, with incorporation or reduction of molecular oxygen, reduced flavin or flavoprotein as one donor, and incorporation of one atom of oxygen; iron ion binding. The annotation marks the transcript as partial. Gene Ontology annotation, biological process: xenobiotic metabolic process. Gene Ontology annotation, cellular component: intracellular membrane-bounded organelle; cytoplasm. The record is from RefSeq and is a predicted model, not a curated record. The transcript has 7 exons.
GGGUUGUUUUUGCUCGUGGUGAAAACUGGAAGGUGAUGCGAAGAUUUACUCUUACAACUUUACGAGACUUUGGAAUGGGAAAAAGGGCCAUUGAGGAUCGCAUUGUGGAGGAGUAUGGGUAUCUGGCAGACGUCAUUGAGUCACAAGAAGGAAAGCCCUUUGAUGCUAGUAAAAUAAUUAAUGCAGCAGUUGCUAACAUAAUUGUGUCAAUGUUACUUGGAAAACGGUUUGACUACAAAGACUCCAAAUUUGUGACACUUCUACAUUUGACCAAUGAAAGCAUGAGGCUUGCUGGGAAACCUUUGGUUACGAUGUACAACAUGUUCCCAUAUCUUGGAUUCCUCCUAAGGGCUAACAAGACUAUUCUCCGAAACAGAGAUGAAAUCCAUGCUUAUGUACGAGUUACUUUUCCAGAACAUCUCAAAACCCUAGACAAAAAUGAUCAAAGAAGUUUUAUUGAUGCUUUCCUGGUUAAACAGCAGGAGGAGCAAUCCACUACCAAUGGGUAUUUCCACAACGGCAACUUGCUAAGCUUGGUGAGCAAUUUGUUUACUGCUGGUGUUGAGACAAUUUCCACCACACUGAACUGGAGCUUUCUGCUGAUGCUAAAGUAUCCUGAAAUUCAGAGAAAGGUCCACAAAGAGAUAGAGCAAGUGAUAGGGUCAAACCCUCCCCGGAUCGAGCAUCGAACUCAGAUGCCAUAUACUGAUGCUGUCAUCCAUGAAGUUCAAAGGUUUGCUAAUAUCCUGCCAUUGGAUUUGCCUCAUGAGACUGCUGCAGAUGUCACUCUCAAAGGCUAUUUCAUUCCCAAGGGAACUUACAUCAUUCCGUUACUGACCUCUGUCCUGAAAGACAAAUCGCAGUGGGAGAAACCAGAUAUGUUCUACCCUGAGCACUUUCUUGACGCCAAUGGAAAAUUUGUGAAGAAAGAUGCUUUCAUGCCUUUUUCAGCAGGGAGGAGGAUAUGUGCCGGUGAGACUCUUGCCAAAAUGGAGCUCUUCCUCUUCUUCACCAGUCUCCUGCAGAGGUUCACCUUCCACCCUCCCCCUGGAGUUUCCAUCUCAGACCUGGACCUCAGCCCUGCUAUUUCAUUUAACGUCAUCCCCAAACCCUAUAAAAUGUGUGCUGUAACACGUUCCUAG